Ylistrum balloti is the source of this 453-nucleotide messenger RNA. RefSeq lists its product as uncharacterized. Bases 1 to 453 code for a protein of 150 amino acids. The transcript has a single exon. The record is from RefSeq and is a predicted model, not a curated record. NCBI's taxonomy places the organism in Eukaryota, Metazoa, Mollusca, Bivalvia, Pectinida, Pectinidae.
AUGUGUCGGGUGGGAUCAAAGAGAACACAAGACAAAAGUCGAUGUGAUCAAAGAGAACACAAGACAGGUGUCGGGUGGGAUCAAAGAGAACACAAGACAAGUGUCGAUGGGAUCAAGGAGAAUACAAGACAGGUGUCGGGUGGGAUCAAAGAGAACACAAGACAGAUGUCGGGUGGUAUAAAGGAGAACGCAAGACAGGUGUCGGGUGGGAUAAAGGAGAACACAAAACAAGCGUCGGGUGGGAUAAAGGAGAAUACAAGACAGGUGCCGGCUGGGAUCAAGGAGAAUACAAGACAGGUGUCGGUUGGGAUCAAGGAGAAUACAAGACAGGUGUCGGGUAGGAUCAAGGAGAACACAAGACAAGCGUCGAGUGGAAUCAAGCUGGUACCUUUCACGGACCAGAAUCAAACUCACGUAUACCAUGGAAUAGGCAAACCUGUUACUCGAAUAUAA